AUGCUGAAGGUCACAUGUGCCAAUUUAACAAAUGGUGGAAAGUCAGAACUUCUGAAAUCGGGAAGCAGCAAGUCCACACUAAAGCACAUAUGGACAGAAAGCAGCAAAGACUUGUCUAUCAGCCGCCUCCUGUCACAGACUUUUCGUGGCAAAGAAAACGAUACAGAUUUAGACCUGCGCUAUGACACCCCAGAACCUUAUUCUGAGCAAGACCUCUGGGACUGGCUGAGGAACUCCACGGACCUUCAAGAGCCUCGGCCCAGGGCCAAGCGAAGGCCCAUUGUUAAGACGGGCAAGUUUAAGAAAAUGUUUGGAUGGGGUGAUUUUCAUUCCAACAUCAAAACAGUGAAGCUAAACCUGUUGAUAACUGGAAAAAUUGUAGAUCACGGCAAUGGGACAUUUAGUGUUUACUUCAGGCAUAAUUCCACGGGUCAAGGGAAUGUAUCUGUCAGCUUGGUGCCCCCGACGAAAAUAGUGGAAUUCGACUUGGCACAACAAACCGUGAUUGAUGCCAAGGAUUCCAAGUCCUUUAACUGUCGCAUUGAAUAUGAAAAGGUUGACAAGGCCACCAAGAACACACUCUGCAACUAUGACCCUUCAAAAACCUGUUACCAGGAGCAGACCCAAAGUCAUGUAUCCUGGCUCUGCUCCAAGCCCUUCAAGGUGAUCUGUAUUUACAUUUCCUUUUAUAGCACAGACUAUAAACUAGUACAGAAAGUGUGCCCCGACUACAACUAUCACAGCGACACACCUUACUUCCCUUCGGGAUGA
Messenger RNA from Eptesicus fuscus (big brown bat), 771 nucleotides. It is a transcript of the gene NXPH1, whose product is annotated as neurexophilin 1. The record is from RefSeq and is a predicted model, not a curated record. The transcript is spliced from 2 exons. NCBI's taxonomy places the organism in Eukaryota, Metazoa, Chordata, Mammalia, Chiroptera, Vespertilionidae. Gene Ontology annotation, molecular function: signaling receptor binding. Bases 1 to 771 code for a protein of 256 amino acids.